Paracoccidioides lutzii Pb01 is the source of this 186-nucleotide messenger RNA. RefSeq lists its product as hypothetical. The coding region runs from base 1 to 186 and encodes 61 amino acids. The transcript has 2 exons. The record is from RefSeq and is a predicted model, not a curated record.
AUGAGUGUCUUAUUCAAGAGCUCGCAGCGGCAUUGGUUACAAGUAAUUGUCUCAAAAGAAACUUCAGCCAAAGUAUAUGCCACCAUCAUCGAGAAGCUUGGUCUAUGGAAACAAUGGACUCUUGCGUUGCCUAUUCCUUCAGCUUGUGGAGCGCAGAGAAGGCCAAACAACCUUCAUUCUGAUUGA